Vitrella brassicaformis is the source of this 4194-nucleotide messenger RNA. The record is from the annotation of a GenBank genome assembly. NCBI's taxonomy places the organism in Eukaryota, Vitrellaceae.
AGGCGUGACUGACAUUUAUGUCCCUACCGACUGAAAGGUAUAAGAUAUAUAGGUAGGGUAGAUAGAUAUGAUGGAUAGAUAAAGUCACACACACACACGACACACACCACACACCACAGUGACUGACAAGCAAGCACUUAAAACUCCCAACCAACCGAUCCACCAGCCAGCCACACCUCCGUCCGUAUCCACGCAUUAAUUGUCCUCUUCUGUCUGUUCUGUACGACCAACCCAACCAACGCCCCAGAGCACACCAGACACUCCAUUCGUCAGAGAGGGUACCUGCCCGCCUGUCUGUCUGUCUGUCUGGUCCCAUUGAGAGUGAAACAAGUAUGGUAUGAAAAAUGGGACCCAUUGCAAUGCAUCAGUGAGGGACGCCCACACCACACCCAUAUGCCGUCAAAUCGAUGUCGGCUCGUGUCAAGUGUGUGUGCAGAUGCGAUGACGUCGCUUCGUUCUCGGCCACCCGCGUACAGGGGCAGGUCAUGUGCAGUGACCUCGGCCAAUGCAUGUGGGUGGACCACAACGAAGCUCCGCAAUCGCUGACAGCACCGGUGCUCAGUACGCAGUCCAAGCGACACUGGCAGGCUGGGCUGGCAACCCCCUUCCUCUCUGUCUGUCUGUCCCCCACACCAACCAUCCAACCAAGCAACAUAAAUGCGUAGCCGCAUCCAUCCAUCCAUCGCCACACCGUCAGUCAGUCACAUCCAUCUGUACAUAUCUCAUCUCAGGCAGACAGGUAGGCAGCCAGCCAUUCAAACCAAACCCCUCAACUCGCUCAACCACUGGCCCGUACAUCCGUACCGGCCUAGCAUCACACACACACAGCAAGCGGGCAGGGCAAGGUCGGCAAAAGGCAGUGGCUGGGAAGGAAGGACGGGCUGGGAGGGGCGAGCUGCUCGAGCUCGACGGCCAUCCCGGCCAGCAGGACAACACAAAAAUCGUAUCUCUCUCGGCAGUGUUUUCUCUCUCAGAGGGACAAAUACUGUGUGAGCAAGCCAAGUGUGGCGGCAGACAGGGAGGUAGCAACGAGAGCAAGGUGCGAUCAUAGGAAAUAGCAACACAAGACAUGCACACACGCAGGGGAGCGGGAGGGACGGAGGGAGGGAGGGAGGUGACAUCCCCCCACCCCCCUCAGAGGAAGUGUCUUUUCUCGAGUGCCCUCAUGCGCCUCCACAUCAGUAUGGCCACCACACCAACCUGUGCACAUACAUCACAGGAUGCAUCACGUGGGUGCGGUGGGUGCAUGUUCGUUCCCUGGCCGGACAUAAAUGGCUUACCACAGCGAUGAUGCCGAAGACCAUGAAAGAGCUCCGUGUCGCGUGAGACUUGAUGUGCGUCUCGAGCGUCUUGGCACGCUCAGCCAACUGACAUACACAGACAGACAGACAGACAGAGGGUGUAUGUUAUGUGCCGCUGGCUGUGGCGUGUGCAUGUCUGUCUGUCUGUGUGGGCGUCAGUCAGUGGUCACGCACCUCUCUUAUGUGUGGGCUCUCUUCGCCUGCUGAUCUGUCGGUGUUCAAGUUGGCCACAGUUCUGAACACAGACGCACACACAGACAGAGGUUUGUGGGUGCGGUGCAUCCAACGCCACAGCUCCAUGCUGCGGCACGCACCUGUGGAGCGUGCUCAGAGUGCUCGAGUGCUGCUGGCUGUGCUUGGAGAACAUCGUGCGCAGUCCCAUUAGCUGGACGAAUGAUGAAGAGAGGCACCACACACAUAUACAUACACAGCGGUGCGGCGUGCGUUUGUGACCCACCCAUCACCAUCACGCACCUCAGAUUUCAUGGUGUGUAUUGUUUCGGUGUGGUUGACGCCCGUGGCCGUCUGGAACUCUUUCCUCAGCUCCUUGACGUCAGAUAUCAGCUUGUGCACCUGCGCCUGAAGCGAACUGACACACACACAGAGAGAGAGAGAGAGAGAGAGACAUUCGCCGGCUGUAUCUGUCCUCCAUCUGUCUCUCCCUCUCUCACUCACUUGAGUGUUUUGUGAAUGGUUUGCUCCCUUGGCCCGGCCUCGGAGAUGUGUUUGUAGAGCAGCCGGGUCAGCUGACGCAACGCCUCGGUCUGCUCGUGCUGCAUCAGUGGAGUGAGUGGAGCGAUACAUACACAUUCACAGCAUACAUUUGAGACAUGAUAUGAGAUGCAUUGCCGAUCCAUCUAUUCUUUCUUGAGUGUAGCCACCUUACCUUGUCUUUGUAGUGUGAGUGGUCUCUGAGGAUGUCGCCCGCAUCGGCGUCACCCAGAGCUGACCGUGACAAAGAGCCAACAAAUACAUACACAAGAAGGAUCACAUCACCGUGAAUGGUGGCCACAGAGGGAUGUCUGUGGCGUGCUCCGCCCGUCCUUUCCUCACUUUCGUGCAUUAUCGUGGUGUCCUCGCCGGGCGUUGACAUGUCCAAAUUGUACCUGCACACAGGUUGUGGCGUCCACGUGUGCGUGUGAGUGCGUGUGUGUGAGUGUGUGUCUGCCUGUAUGUGUGUGGUUCCACCCUUCAUACAUGUGCAGGCCGUAGAUCAUGACUUUGUCUCCCUGGUGAUUGGGAGACCCCUCCUCAACGCCAGUGAACCCAGUGAAACCGAUAAACCCAUUCGGCUGCAACCGAAUGUCACUCUUCUGCACACACACACACACAAAGGCGAGAGCCGGUCGGGAAAUUGUCACGUUGUGUGUGUAGCGCCAUACAUCGACGUAGCCUACCCUGAAGACGUCUAUGUAUGGCGGGUUGGCGGCGGGGUUGACUUGUAUCUGUCCACUGAUGCCCUUGGGGCCCACGGCCAGCCUAAACCGCAAAGGAGUCGGCGUGUUGCGCCACCGAAAGUAAAAGGCAUCUGUGGGUGGAAGGGGGGGCGAGAGAAUGACAUUUUGGUACAGGGGAGCGAGCAGCGAUGUGUGUGUGUGUGCCUGUGUCUGUGGUUACCCUUGGUUGGCACGUCUUGUGUGAAGAUGUAGUUCUUGGCGCCGUCGCUGUAGGCAACAGAUAUGGACGGAUUCCACUACACACGCACACACACACAGAGAGAGAGAGAGAGAGAGAUGGAGAUGCAGACAGAGAGAGGUGUGGGCCAGCCGCCCUGUGAGUCACCCACCUUGUUGCUGUUGUCGAAGUUGCUGAAGAAUAUGCCGAGCCCCUUGAAGUUCUGCUUGUACCCAAACAGGCUCCACAGCUUCUGCUCCUCCUCACUCUUGGGGUACACCGUCACAUAGUCCUCCAUCGCAUACCUACACCAACACACACAGUGCCUUGUGCGUGUGUGUGUGCGCGCGCGCGUGGCUGUCAGACUGACUGACCAGAAUGCGAAUCCCUGUGAAGUGGAGAAGUCCGGCCCGCUGACGAUGAAGUCAAAUAUCACCUCAAAAUUGCCCGUCUUGACCGGAUCCUUGUGCCUGCAGUCAGUCCAGCAAGACAAGAACGACACACACAAGCCACACGUCAAUCCAGACACGCGAGUGCGCCUUUCCCUGACUGGCUCGCUGGCUGACCAGAACUGUCCAGUCCUGUUGGCCACCAUGGGUGUGAGGACGACAAAGUUGCGGGCAGGGAUGGAGGCACCAGCCAGGUCCCAAUCGUUCAAAGUGUUGUCUGCACACACAUCGCACACACACACAGACACACACACACACAUCAAGAUACCACAUAGUCCGUCCCAUUGUUCACUCACUCACCGAAGUUGAGAGGCGACUCGAACGAGUGCCUCAUCAUCUCCAAUCUGUCCGUCUUGACGUCCUGCGCUGGCUUCGGAGGCGCCGGGGGAGGCGUCACAGCCGGUGCCGCUGGCGGCGGCUGCUGCUGUUGCUGUGGUGGUGGUUGCUGUGGUUGUCCAUAGUGCCCGUACUGCGGCACCUGUCCUCCCACCUGCUGCUGCUGCUGCCCAUAAGGCACUCCCUGCCCAUACGUCUGGCCGUACUGAGCGUAUGGGUUAUACUGCUGCUGCUGCCCUGGAUUGUGUUGUGGCGGUGCCUGACCAUAGCCUUGCUGACCAUACUGUGGCGGGAUGUUGCCAUAGGGCUGCUGGUAGGCGGGGUAGCCGGCGGUGGGCGGCGCCUGGGAGUCCACAAGCGGCCAGAGGAGGACCGGGAUGCACCCGAGGAAGGGCGACAGCUUCAUGAGCGUUGACUUGAGAGAUGAGGCCUCAGACCUGGCAUAUGCUGCCUAGGCGAAGAUCGCUAUCAAUCAAUCACUCCUUAAUGCUUCG